AGGGGAAAAGAAGAGGCCAUAAUCAUCGAGUCAGAUGACGACGAGGAGGAGGAAAGAACUGAGCUUCCGUCCGUCUUAUUUGAGAAGAUGAAGGACUUGCUGGAUAAGAUGGGGAGGUACCAACAGAAGUUGGUAGGCCUCUGUGAAGGAGUGAAAGGAUGGAGGUCUAACAUCCCCACAGUAUUCCUCUAUGACUCUGGCCCGGAGUCAGCGCCUGGGCGACCCGGAGUAAAUGUGGUGGGGUCGUGCCCUCAACCAGGGAUAAGGGUGAGACCCCUCACCCCGCAAGCCCGGCUGGCACAGGCAGCGCGAACGAGGAAUCAGGCCAAGGCCAGUACCAGCCAAGAGCCUCCAAGGGGGGAACACGAACUAGGGAGAAGGAAAGAGGCUGUGGAAGUAGAGGACGACGAUGACGAAGAGGAAGAGGAUGAGAGGCUGCGCAGAGAAGAGGAUCAGAGAGCGGAGCAGCGGGCAAGGAAAAAGGGGAUCAGGGGAGAGGCCGAACCAGUCAUACAGGAUGGACCGCCCAAAAAGAAGAAAUACACGGUCCGGUUGGAAGAAGGAUUUGACGUAGAGAAGGUGAUUGACCGGCUGCUGGAAGGGCAUAAUGACCUCAUGACCCUGAAGGAAAUCCUAGCGUCAGCCCCGCGACUCCGCGAUGAACUGAAGGAGAGGUUAUCACGGCGCCUGGUGCCCAAUGUCCAUCUGGGUACGAUCCUGCCCAAGGAGGCAGAGUGGGCAGAGUCAGGUACGAAGAUGGACUGGAAGUGCGUAGCUUGUGGUACGGUGGAUUUGAUGGUGAAGGGUUCCAAAAGCGCAGCAAUGGUGGACACCGGGGCAGAGAUGAACAUUAUUCGGGAUGCGGACGCGAUCAGAUUCGGGUUGGAUAUAGACCGUUCUGACUGCGGUAUUCUGCAUGGAGCCAACUGUAAGGCCAUGUUUUGCGGGACAGCCUCGAAUGUGCUCGUCGAGGUUGGAAAGGUGAAGGAAAGCCUAGACCAGUCAGGCUCGUUGAACCCGGUAGGGAAUGUGGACGAAAUACCCGAGAGCCAGGACGACGAGUUCGAAGAAGGGGAAAUUAAGGAGGCUUUUCGUGCAGAGGAGUACGACGGAAUCUACCUAGAGCUGGGGCUUCUUCUGUCAUGUGAAAUGCGGCUAAGAGAUGUGAACGAUAGGGCUAAAAGGAUGUUGCAACGCUACUUAGUGCGAGACGGUCACCUUUUCGUGAGAAGGGAAGUGGGGAAUCCCAGGAGGGUCGUCUGCGGUAGGAAUCGUCAGAUCGACGUCGUAGCAGCACUACACGAUGGCAUUGCAGGAGGGUAUCGAGGGGUACAAGCCACGUAUGCCAAGAUAAGUGAUCUGUACUACUGGGAUGGAAUGAUGGACAUGGUCGGAAAAUUUUGUCGAUCUUGCGUACCCUGCCAGGAGAGAUCCCGUUUAAGGCAGGGAGAGCCGCUGCAUCCAAGGUUAGAGCGAGAGGUGGGGGCUGUAGUGCAUCUCGAUCUACUUUUUAUGCCACUUGGGGAUCAAGGCUAUAACUAUAUCUUCGAUGCGCGUGAUAACCUGUCUGGGUUCGUAGACGGGCGAGCCAUUCGCACAAAGACCGGGUCAGUCCUGGUGAGCUGCAUCGAGGAGUACUACCUGCGUUAUCCUUUCUUCAGGGAAUUCGUAAUGGACAGGGGAUCAGAGUUUACCUGCCAGGAGGUGCAAGAACUGUUAGCAAGAGUCGAGAGGCGGCAGAGGAGUCAGAGGCCGAGGGACCCUGAGCCCAGGGAGGCGAGACCAUCUCGAGGAGGACGGAAGGCCCUAGCCAGGAGAGAGCAGGAGCCAGAGGAUGAGGAGCGCGGGGCAUACCCUGAGUGUGGGUUGGGGCCAGUGGAGUUCCAUCUUUUUACUGAGGGUGGAUUGAGGAGGUCGCCAGCACACACACAGGGGGAGCCACCAGCGUCAGAGGGGCCCUUGAGGAAAUUGGAGAUGUAUUUAGACACUUCUCAGUGGAGGGCGUCGCUUCAAGGUGAGGAGUAUGGAGAGCAGGCAGAGGAGGUGCCACGGGAGGAGGUGCCACAGGGGGAGAUACCACGAGAAGAGAUGCCACGGGAGGAGGUGCCACAGGAAGAGGUCCAGGGUACUCAGCGAGAGAGAGGGCUGGGCGAUGAGGGGAGACGGGCAGGGAAGGAAGUGAUAGAAGUUGGAGAGGACACGCCCCCACAGACGCCAUCAGUGGGUUUGAGACUCGGGGAUACACCAGGGAGCACCCGGCAGGCAAAUGAGGGGUUGCAGAGAGAGGAGACCCCUUUACCUUCGUCAGAAAAGGCUCCUUCGCCGGAAGGGAGGGCAGAAAGGAGGAAAGAGAGGGCAGCUGUAAGGAGAGAAGCUUUGAUCCUGAUUAAUAGGCACCUAGCAGCUCAUGCCCUGGAGCACCCAGACCUAGAGGAGCCAACACCUGCAGAGCCACGCCAGGAGUCAUGCCAGCCCGAGAAGGAGAUGGAAGCAGAGAUCCCAAAGAGGGUCGACCUCCGCACGAGGGAAAGGGUGCCAGCUGAAGAGACGGCUGAAGAAAAGAGGGCGAGACGAACCAGGCGGAUAGAUGAGAUAUGGCAGGAGAGGCAGAGAUCGGAGGCACCAGGAGCACUCCCGGGUCAGCCACCCAGCGCACCAGCUAAGGCCUCAGAGAUCCCUGAGAUAUGGAGGGACUUCUGGGAGCAGAGAGGAGAGAAGCUUCCAUCGCCAGUCAGAGCCGGGUUUGGGGUGGCCAGGAAGGCAGAAGAAAGGUUAGAUCGUAAAAUCAAGUUCCUGGCCAAGACCACUUUUGACCGGUACUUGUUAUUGGAGGGCGAUCUGGCGGGGAAGAGAAUGAAGGAAGCCAGCCAUGGAGUACGUCUGGAGGCUAUGGAGGUGGAAAUUCAGGAACUUAGGGCUUUGGUGGCCAGCCAGGCAGCUAUCAUUGAAAGCCUGAGGCAGCAAACCCAGGGAAAGGCGGACAGACCAGAGAGCAGCCGGCAGGGAGAGCAGAGGCAGCCAGGACAGGGAUUGCCAGGACAGCCAUCUGCGACAGAGCCUCGCCAGGAGCCACCUAUGGGAAGGGUUAUCCUAAAAUCAGAGGAGGCGAGAGCACAGAGGCAGGCGGAGAGAUAGACGUUCGAGUUCUGAGCCCUUACCGAGCUCG
Messenger RNA from Chara braunii, 3166 nucleotides. The record is from the annotation of a GenBank genome assembly. Lineage: Eukaryota; Viridiplantae; Streptophyta; Charophyceae; Charales; Characeae.